AAGAUGGAAAAGAAGGGAGAACAAAGGCACGGGCGAUUGGUGGUGCUUGUUCCUUGCCCAUUCCAAGGCCACAUAAGUCCUAUGUUCGAGUUAGGCACCAUUCUUUACUGCAGGGGCUUCUCCAUUACAAUUGCUCACACAAAAUUCAACUUUCCUAACCCUGCCAACUAUCCGAAUUUCAGUUUCUUACCCAUAGCAGACCAUUUACCUGAGCAUGAUGUUGCAUCUCUCGAUAUUGUAUCUCUGAUAUCAUAUCUUAAUGGUAAUUGCGAAGCACCAUUGCUGGAAUCAUUGUCUCAAAUCAUGGAAAAGCCACACACAAAGAUCACUUGUAUCAUCUAUGAUACACUUAUGCACUACUCAGAAGCAGUGGCCAAUCGUCUGAAGCUAACUAGCAUAAUCUUAAGAACUAGCAGUGUUGCCACUUUGAUCGCUUACAGCAAAUUCACUCAGCUACAACAGGAAGGUUACUUUCCUUUAAAAGAGCAUCUAUUGCAGGAAAUGGUGCCUGUGCUUUAUCCCCUCAGGUUUAAGGACCUACCCACCAUCGAUUUUGCAAGUUUAGAAUCCUUGAUGGAAUUAACAAAUAUAAUUAUUGCCAAAAGGUCCUCAGCCAUCAUCUGGAAUAGCAUGGACUGCCUUGAAGAAUCAGAAUUGGCGCAGCACCAGCAACAAUACCAAGUUCCAUUCUUCUCUAUAGGCCCCCUGUACAAAUUUGCAACAGCCUCCUCCAGCAGCAUAAUUGCCGAGGACACCUGCUGCAUCACAUGGCUGGAUAGGAAAACUCCUAAUUCAGUAAUCUAUGUGAGCUUAGGAAGCUUGGCUUCUAUGACUGAGAAAGAGUUGGCUGAAAUGGCUUGGGGCUUAGCCAACAGUAAGCAGCCUUUCUUGUGGGUUAUAAGACCCAAUUCAGUGUGUGGUUCUGAAUGGAUUGAAUUGUUACCCAAGGAUUUCAAAGAAGCUGUUGGAGAAAGAGGCUGCAUUGUGAAAUGGGCACCGCAAAAGGAAGUAUUGGCACAUCCAGCAGUUGAAGGGUUUUGGAGUCACUGCAGUUGGAAUUCGACGCUUGAAAGUAUCAGUGAAGGGGUUCCUAUGAUAUGUCGACCAUGUUUUGGGGACCAAAAAGUUAAUGCGAGGUAUGUGUGCCAUGUAUGGAAAGUGGGAUUGGAGCUGGAAAAUGAGUUGGAAAGAGAGGAGGUAACAAGAGCAGUCAGAAGGCUAAUGGUAAGUGCAGAGGGGAUGGAGAUGAGGCAGAAAACUAUAGAAUUGAAGGAGAAGGUUGAAUCUAGCAUGAAGAAUGGAGGCUCAUCCUACAAUUCCUUGGUCAAGUAG
Hevea brasiliensis (rubber tree) is the source of this 1332-nucleotide messenger RNA. Its product is annotated as UDP-glucose iridoid glucosyltransferase. The transcript is spliced from 2 exons. Gene Ontology annotation, molecular function: UDP-glycosyltransferase activity. The coding region runs from base 4 to 1332 and encodes 442 amino acids. The record is from RefSeq and is a predicted model, not a curated record. NCBI's taxonomy places the organism in Eukaryota, Viridiplantae, Streptophyta, Magnoliopsida, Malpighiales, Euphorbiaceae.